AUGGGAAUGACAAAAUUAAAUGGCCUGGCUAUUCUGGUGACAGCAGGAAUCACUGGUGCAAUCUGGUACCACUACCCUUUCUCCCCAGCCAGAACUCAGGAACACAAAGCCUCCCCUGGAGAGGAUUCAGUCCUAAAAAUAGACUUAGAUGAAACAUUUCUGAUGCUUCCAUGGAGAAGGGAUGUGCUGGUGCUGACACCAUGGCUGGCUCCAAUUGUCUGGGAAGGCACGUUCAGCAGAGACAUCCUGGAUGCUCAAUAUCUGCAGAAGAACCUGAUCACUGGAGUGGUCACUUUUGCUGUUGAAAACUAUGUCCAGUUCAUAGAAGGGUUCAUGAGCUCUGCCAACAAAUACUUCCUUGCUGGGCACCCCGUGAACUUCUACCUGUUCACAGACUGUCCCGAGAAGAUCUCCCACCUUCAGAUGGCCCCUGAGAACCACCUGUUUGUCAUCCCUGUCCAGGACGACCCCAGGUGGCAGGACAUCUCCAGGAGCCGCAUGGACAUCCUCAGCUCCUACAUCCAGAGCCAGUUCCAGCACGAGGUGGAUUAUCUGUACUCCGUGGAUAUCAACGUCCAGCUCCUGGCACACAUCGGCGUGGAGAUCAUCGACGCCCUGGUGGCCACCAUCAGCUCCUGGCAGGUCAUCCCACAGCAGGAGGACAAAGCCUCUGAGACACACCCUGAGUCACAAUCUGCCAUCCCUGAGGGACAAGGGGACUUCCACUACACAGCCAGCUUCUAUGGGGGCAGCGUGGCCGAGGUGUACAAGCUGACCAGAGCCUGCUCUGCAGGGCUGGUGCAGGACAGAGAAAAUGGAAUUGAGGGUCCCUGGCACCACGAGAGGCACCUCAACAGGUUCUGUGAUGCCUUGGGAACAGCUGAGAAUUAA
Camarhynchus parvulus is the source of this 891-nucleotide messenger RNA. RefSeq names its product histo-blood group ABO system transferase 1-like. The coding region runs from base 1 to 891 and encodes 296 amino acids. The record is from RefSeq and is a predicted model, not a curated record. Gene Ontology annotation, cellular component: vesicle; membrane; Golgi apparatus. Gene Ontology annotation, molecular function: hexosyltransferase activity. Gene Ontology annotation, biological process: carbohydrate metabolic process. The transcript has 6 exons. NCBI's taxonomy places the organism in Eukaryota, Metazoa, Chordata, Aves, Passeriformes, Thraupidae.